AUUUCUUCUCAACUCCCCUCGCAGCCUGUGCCUCUCAUUCUCCCAGUACACUGCAGCUCCUCCUUCCACCUCUCUCAUCAGCUGCCCCUCCCUCUUCCCCUCUCCGUCUCUGCUAGGUGCAGCAUGUAUGUGAGCGUGUGUGAGCCAGCCGAGCCGCCUGUGUGUUUACAUGUCAGCCUAUCAGUGCUGCCGGAUUUAGCGCAUCUGGAGAGAACGAAGGCAUUUCUCAAAUGCCCCUCCGACAAGGGGUUCUCAUCGCUGUGUAGAUCCCUCUUUCCCAUUUGAAUCCAGGCUGUCUUGUAUCCUGCAUCCCUGUCUCCAUGCUUUCGGAGGCAUUUUGAAUUUCCUUGGCAACAUGGAGCUGCCUGAAUUAGAAUUCUCUGCAUGACAGUCCUGGUAAGCAGUAGAAUGGUGUCUGGGGAGGCAGGAGGGCACAGCUACUUGGUGGCAUGCUGGCAGCCCAUCCUGAUCCUCAUGCUGGGCACCGUCCUUUCUGGCUCCACCACCGGUUGCCCCUCCCGAUGUGACUGCAGCGGUCAGGAGCGUUCGGUCGUGUGCCAUCGACGAAGACUAGCAGCUCUUCCUGAGGGCAUACCCACAGAAACAAGGCUGCUUGACCUCAGCAAGAACCGUCUCAAAACUCUGGGGAACGAGGAGUUCAUCAAUUACCCCCAGCUGGAGGAGCUGCAACUUAACGAAAACACAAUUUCAUCCAUUGAGCCUGGAGCUUUUAGCAACCUUAUGAACCUUCGAACUCUAGGCUUGCGCAACAACCAGCUGAAGCUCAUUCAGCUGGGGGUGUUCACAGGCUUGACCAACCUCACCCAGCUGGAUAUUAGUGAGAACAAAAUUGUCAUUCUGCUUGACUAUAUGUUCCAGGAGCUGUAUAACCUGAGGGCUCUGGAGGUUGGUGACAAUGACCUAGUAUUCAUCUCACCCCGAUCAUUUCAUGGCCUCAGCAACCUUGAAAGCCUCAACAUCGAGGGAUGCAAUCUUGCCUCAGUGCCCACUGACGCCCUUAGUCAUUUGCAUAACCUUUUGUCACUUCGAUUAAGCUAUCUGAACGUCACUGUCAUUAAGGAUUACUCCUUUAAGAGGCUGUAUCGGCUCAGAGUGCUGGAAAUUUCUCAAAUGCCUGCCCUGGAUACCAUGACCCCAAAAUGCUUGUUUGGACUCAACCUCACAUCAUUGUCCAUCACAAACUGUAAUCUUACGGUCAUCCCCUACCAAGCCAUCAGUCACCUAAGAUAUCUCCGGUUUUUUAAUCUGUCUUUCAAUCCCAUUCAUACUGUGGAAGGGAACAAACUGUUCAAUCUGCAGAAGCUCCAGGCUUUUUAUUUGGCUGGUGGGAGAUUAGCUGCCAUUGAGCCCUACUCUUUCCGAGGACUCAACCACCUCCGUGUACUCAAUGUAUCCAGCAACAGCUUGAACACCCUAGAGGAGUCCGUUUUCCACUCAGUGGGAAACCUGGAGACUCUGGCUUUGUAUGACAACCCGUUGGCCUGCGACUGUCGCUUGCUCUGGGUCUUCCGCCGGCGGUGGAGGCUCAACUUUAACAGACAACAGCCCAUGUGUGCUUCUCCUGAGGUUGUUCAAGGAAAAGAGUUCAAGGACUUCCCAGACAUUCUUCCUUCUGACUAUUUCAUCUGCCAGAAAUCAAAAAUCAUGGAUUAUAAGGUUCAAGAAAGCCAUGUCGAUGAAGGAACUACAGUUCAUUUUGCUUGCCAAGCUGAGGGUGAUCCGGUCCCUGUGAUAAUGUGGCUAUCCCCUAAGAAGGAAUACAUCACUACCAAAACUGUGGGGUCAAGGCUUUCUGUGUCUAAUGAGGGCACGUUGGAGGUGCGUUACGCCCAAAUCCAAGACAACGGCACCUACUUGUGCAUUGCAAGCAAUGCAGCUGGCAAUGACACCAAAGCUGCUCACCUUUUUGUGCAUAGCUAUUCCCCCAAUUGGCCCCACCAGCCAAACAAGACAUUUGCCUUCAUUUCCAACCAGCCCAGCGAUGAAGGUGCUAAUGUGACCCGGGCCACUGUUACAUUUCCGUUUGAUGUAAAGACACUUAUCAUUGCAACCACUAUGGGAUUUAUCUCUUUCCUCGGAGUUGUCCUCUUCUGUCUUGUAAUAUUAUUUCUCUGGAGUCGGGGGAAAGACAAUACUAAGUCAAGUAUAGAGGUUGAAUAUGUGCCACGUAAAGAGGAACCAGAGGAGGCCAGUCCAACCGAGGCACCCAUACAAUUCAACAUGAAAAUCAUGUGAACUUCGAAUGGAAGCCAUGUAAGCUUAUAAACUGCAGUCAGGAUGCAUACUAUCUUCGCUUCAAAUAUGUACUCACUUUAAAAGCGAUAGAAAUUGCACAGCAGCAAAUGCAUCUUGACAUUAUACCCUCAAUUUUUUUUUUUUACUUGAGGGACUGUAUCUUUAAAAGCAAAUGUUGAAUUUAAAAUAUUCAAAUUUCUGUAAAUUUAUAUUGGCAAUAAUUAGUAUGUUAACAUGCACUCAACCACCUUAUGACUGUGUUUAACCAAAUUAAAGUGAUGGUUCGGAGUAAUUUACCCUAGGGUCCUUUGCACCACGACC
Messenger RNA from Perca fluviatilis (European perch), 2577 nucleotides. RefSeq names its product leucine rich repeat and Ig domain containing 1b (gene lingo1b). Gene Ontology annotation, molecular function: protein binding. Bases 385 to 2256 code for a protein of 623 amino acids. The record is from RefSeq and is a predicted model, not a curated record. The transcript has 2 exons. NCBI's taxonomy places the organism in Eukaryota, Metazoa, Chordata, Actinopteri, Perciformes, Percidae. Gene Ontology annotation, cellular component: extracellular region.